AAAUUUUCAAUAUUCAAUAAUUCUUCACACAAAUAAAAGAUACAUGUACAUUAUCCGGGGAGAUACACGAGAGCAGGGCCAUAGUCGUAUCUUCACCCUAGAACUUACACCCAGGGCAACUUCCCGUAUAAUUUCAUUUCGUGAUUUCGCAUUUCGCUUCGCGCGUGGAGUCGCGGCGCCAUUAUCACCAGAGGCAAAUGUUGCCACCACCAGUUCUUUCCCCAAAUCACCAUGUCUGAAGCAGAGCUUUCCCUCAUCAACAAGGUAGAGCUUCGAAUAGCUCUUGCCGAAAACGACACCCAGCUUGAAGCGUCGCUCAAGCUCUACUUGGCUCCGCUUCUCUUGAAGCUCGCCAGUCCUCAUGCUGCAGUCAGAAACGCCAUCUUCAAGGUGAUCCAGAACUUGAUUCCCCGGAUCACGGCUGCCAGAACCAUCAAAUUGCCCAUCGAGGCGUUGUUGGAGCAAGUCAAGGCCUCCGGUGACCCUGCGCAAGCAGGCCUGAACACCUCAGUGGUGUUGUACUCGUUGCUCUUCGUCUCGCGAGGCAUUGACCGGUUGUCUGCGGAAGAAAAGACUCAAUUGGUUCCCAAGGUCAUCAGCAACAUCCACACGUACCCGCCACAAGUUUCUGCCCGGUUGUUCAACAUUCUCUGCAAGCUAUUGGACUCGUGGAAGGUGCCUGAGCGAGGAAGUGCCCAAGAGGAGACGAUUGGCGCAUUUCUCGGGUUUGACCAGCGUCCAGAGGACGAGAAGUUUCUAGCCCGCAUCAUCGGUAAGUUUCUCAUGCUUGAACCUACCGCCUCUCCCGUUGCUACGCCAGGGUUGAGUGUGAAAGAAAGCUCGUUCUUCACGGUGGAUGCUGGAAUCACCUUUAAAUCCAACCAAGAGAUUCAUGCCUUGAAGGUGCUUUUGCUUGAUUUCUUGAAGGCUGGGUUUGCCGAUACGAGCGUGGGUGUCCCAUUGUUAAUUGCAUCGGCCGACUCGUCUUCUGCAAUCAAAGAUCCAUGUGAAAUCAGAUUCAAAAAGUUGCAUACCGAUCCUGAAAACAAAGAGUACAUUUAUGAAUUGAUCAGGUUGUUCGUGGGAACUAAUGACACCCCUCCAGUAAAGUCGACUCUACAAGACAAAAUUGUACAAAUCUUUUCCAAGAGUAAAUUCGUUACUUCCAGUGACCAAAUAUCUCAAAUUGCCUCGGUAGGGUUAUCCUCAGAUUAUGUCAGGUUGAAACAAAGUACUGUCCAAUUCAUCAAAUGGGUUGGUUUGAAUAACUCUGAAUUUGCAUCAGGUUCCGGCCAUGUGUUGGAAGAGUUCAACAAGUCCAUGGCGCUCAAACUCAAGGAAAACCUCCAGUCCGAAGGAUGGCCACAAAGGGAUACAUCACAAGUGAAGAAUUACUCGUCCAGCAUAAGCCAAAGACUGUUGCACUACGAAGCAUUAGGAAAUAUUUUGAGAGCCAAUAUUGAUUUGAUCAAGAAUGAUCCCAGCUAUAUCGAAUUCUUAUUCCAGUCGCUUGAAGGUGAAGUUGCAGACAUGAGAUCCACAAUUCAGGAUGCAUUAUCGAAUUUAACCAUCCAUUUGCCCCGUGUAUCUCUGGAUGUUAAAAUGAAGAUCAAAGAAUUAGGUCACUAUUACCUCUCAAAAGAUAUCAUUGACAAUGACAAUUUACACUCAUGCCGUUAUAUUUCCAUAAAGUAUAUUAACAGUACCUUCAAUUUUGAAGAUGCUGAAUCAAGAUUACUUUGUAUUCUUGGUGCAGGCAAGGAAAACAGAUCGGACACGACAGAAGAAGCUUUACGAGGAUUGCAUCCUUACUGGUUCAACCAACUCCAGUCCGCAAACACCACGGACUUUAAAACCACCAGUGAACUUUUAGGUGAAACAACAGUCGUAGAAUUCCCACAAUUUGGAGAUUUCAUUAAAGUUUUCAAGAACGAAAUUCACAGAAGAAAAGAUGCAGGCUCAUCAUUUAUAAGCUUAUCGAAAGGUAUUCAAUUUGGUCUCCAUGUGUUAAUCAUGCAGGCCAUUAAGGGCAAGAAUACUGUGGUUGUCCCUGAUAGGGAAUGGGAAGUUAGGGUGGAUAAAGCAUUAGAAGUUGACAAGCAAGUUAGAGAUUUAUUAAUCGAAGAAAUUGCCAAGUUGGCCAAAGAAGAUGGGAUAUUUACCGUCUACUUGGGGAUAAUAUUUGAAGCUUUGUAUGGCCAACAUAAUCAAGGGCAUAUCUCUUCAGAUAUAUCAUACGGAGAUACCUUCUCGAAAUUGAUAUCCUUAGCACCUUCCAGUGUUGUCGAGGAACUGAUCUCCAUCGCUCCUAGAUUGUUAGAGCUCACUAAUGAUAAAAUUUCUAAUGAUUUAGCCCUAUACCAGGUAGCCAAAUCCUACGGUAUUAUCACAAGUCACCCUGCGAAUAAUGAUGAUGUGAUAAGGGGGCUCUUGAACGAUGUUUCGGAAACUAGAGGCAGUCUUUUAGCCACUUCUUAUCUUGUUUCAAGGUUGGUACUUCGUAAGAGAAUCAACUUGGUGCUGGUUGACUAUUUGAAGAGGUAUUGUGAUAUUCUCCUAAAGAAGAUUACGGAGUCAUCUUACUAUACCGUAGUGCUUGAAUGCAUUGAUCAACUUUCAGUCUACGGAGCAUUAGGGCCAAUCAUUAAUCCUGAAAUGGAGGAAUAUGUCAAGAAGUUUAUCGACGCAAUUAGGCCAAAGGUUAAAAAGUGCGACGAGAAGUCAGUGGUAGCCUUAGCAUCAUUAGCUUUAGCACUUGGAAAGAAGGUUAUUGAGCUAGACAACAACCCCCCAAUUGAAAUCUUGGAGGAUCUUAAUCUCGUCGAGCAAUUGAUUUAUGAUACACACGUAUCGAAACAGGUCGAAUACACAUUCACAAGUGGUGAAGCAUUCGUCAUUGCUACAGCUGGAUGGGAAUCCAAGCUACUUGAGAGGCAGAUUGAUAUUCAAGGUGAAAAGGUAGAGUUUGUCCCAUCUGAUUUGUCAAGAUUACCGAUCAUAUUGGAUCGUGUCUUGAAAUCAUGUGCAAACACAAAGCCGUCGUUAAGAAAAGCUUCCUGUAUUUGGCUCUUGUCUUUGGUACAAUACUGUGGCCAUCUACAAUCUGUCAAGAGUAAGCUUACUGAGGCACAUAUCUCAUUUAUGAGAUUUUUGGGGGACAAAGAUGAGUUGGUUCAAGAAUCAGCUUCAAGAGGUUUAAGUAUUGUUUAUGAAAUGGGAGAUUUUGAGCUCAAAGAGGUAUUAGUCAAAGGUUUAUUAAAAUCAUUUACUGAUACCACCUCAGCAUCUAAGUCUUCUGCAGGUUCUGUUGACCAUGACACUGAGUUGUUCGAGGAAAAUAUGUUCAAAGUUGGUGACAAUUCUGUUUCCACUUAUAAAGACGUGUUGAAUUUGGCAUCAGAUGUUGGUGAUCCAAGUUUGGUGUAUAAAUUUAUGUCAUUAGCAAAGACUUCAAGUUUGUGGUCGUCAAGAAAAGGAAUGGCUUUCGGAUUAGGGUCUAUUUUAUCUAAAUCUUCAUUGGAUAAUCUUUUGAAUAACGAUAGCAAACUCUCAUCGAGAUUAAUACCAAAGCUCUUCAGAUACAAAUAUGAUCCAUCCAGUGCAGUCCAGCAAUCAAUGAUUGAUAUUUGGAAUAGUUUGUUUAAGGAUACUUCCAAGACCAUUAAUGAGAACUUCGAUAUUAUUUUAGAAGAAUUGUUGAGUGGUAUGGGAAAUAAAGAAUGGAGAGUUAGACAGGCUAGCACUUCUGGGUUGGCGGACUUGUUGAUGUUGGUACUGGAUGAGAGGUAUGAGGAUCAUUUAGAAAGAAUCUGGAACAUGUGUUUCAGAGUCAUGGAUGAUAUUAAAGAAAGUGUGAGAAAGGAAAGUGAGAAGUUAAGCAAAGUGCUCACUGCAAGUUUGAUUAGAAUGAUCAAAACGGACAAGGGCUCUUCGGUUAAUGUUGAAGGGUCUCGUCCAUCCAUGGUUCUUCACAAGCUUAUUCCUUUCCUUCUUGGAGCCAGAGGUCUCAUGAGUGAUUCUGAAGAUGUUAAGAACUUUUCCUUAGAGACCAUUCUCAAAGUGUGUGAAACCAAGGGUCCUUUCAUCAAGCCAUUCAUCCCUACUUUAUUGGGUAACUUUAUCAAUUUAAUGUCCUCUUUGGAGCCCGAGGCAAUCAAUUACAUUAUCCUCAAUGCUGAUAAGUACAACCUCAAGCAAAAUGACCUCGAUAGCCAAAGACUUCAAAGUUUGGGUAGAUCGCCAAUGAUGGAUAUUAUCACUAAAUUGAUUAACCAAGUAGACGAGUCCAUUAUAGAAGAAGUGGUUCAGCAUUUGGUUUCAUCAAUCAAAUCUUCAGUUGGCUUACCAUCGAAGGUUUGCGGAUCCAAGGUCAUCAUUGACUUGAUUACCAAGAAUUCCGAGAUUAUUAAGCCAUACUGUGAACGAUUAUUGAAAGUAUGUGUUAGUCAAAUGAGUGACAAAAAUGAAACAAUUGUAUCAUCAUAUGCUGCUUCAGCGGGGUAUUUAUCCAAGGUUGUUUCGAUCGACUCCGUCGUCUCCUUUGCAGCACAUAUUAACAAGCUUUACUUUGAAAGUGAGGACGAAAAGGGUCGUGAAAUUGCCGCUACAUCGAGUGAGUUUGUUUCGAAGUACUCAGGGGAAAAGUUUGAUCUUUUUGCCAGCGCUUUCCUUCCUCUAGCUUACAUCGGGCGUUUCGAUGAUAAUAAGAAGGUAAGGAAGUGUUUUGAGAGAGAAUGGGUGGAGAAUACUACAGGUAGCAAUUAUGGAAUCAAAUUGUAUUUUGACGAGAUUAUGAGCUUCAUAAGAAGGUAUUUCCAAUCCUCAAGCUUCGAAAUAAGAAAGAUUCUUGCAAAGUCGAUCAUUAAUUUGAGUGAUUCCUUGAAAGAGUCUAGUAGUGUAUCCAAAGAAGGAUCCUUGGAAUUGGUCAAUUUAUUAAUAGAAGCUAAUAAGGGUAAGUCUUGGGAUGGUAAAGAGUUUGUCUUUGAAGCGUUGGUGAAGUUCUCCAUCAUUGCAAAAAGUUCCAUAGACGAUGACGAUUUGUGGGAGAAGGUGGACCGAGUGGUCAUAACCGAAAUAAAACGGAGAAAUAAGGAAUAUCAGAAGCAUGCCGUUAAGUUGGCUGGCCAUUACAUCCAUCACUUUCACAAUGAAGACGUGAUUGAAGUAUAUCUUGAAAUCAUGGGCAAGGUCCUCAAAGAUAACUACUACAAAGAAGAUCUUGGAGAAAUUGGCGACGUUUACGAUUCCGAUGAAGAAGAUGAAGACGCUAUGGAUGUGGAUUUAAAGCCCAAAAUCUCAUCCAAGUUGAAUGUUGAAUUGGAGGAGAAAAAGUUGUCCUUUAUUGACAAUUUGAUUCAGAGCUUCUACGUAACGAAUGGCAUCUUCAAUCAUGUAUUACUCCAAUUCAUAUUGUCCCAGACCAAAGUUCUUUUCCAUUCCAAGAUUAUUGAAAACACAUGGAGAAGUAAGAUAGCAAUCAAUGAACUGUUAAGCAAGGUUUUGGUGUUGGUAAACCCCGAAGAUGGUUCAUCAAAAUAUCCAACCUUAAAUAGUAAGGAGAUUGACUUGUUGGUUGAAAAUUGGACACAAUUGCUGUUGCUGUGCUUGGAUUCGGAUAGUAUUGAGAAGGUGAAGAUUCAGUUUAUUCGAUUCUCCAGUGUCAUUUCCAAGUUCUUGCAUAGACUUGGUGACGAGAGAGCAGACAAGGUGUUACGUGAAUUAGAAAAGUUUAGAGAAAGUGAGAAUUCCAGUGUGGUCAGGACCGAGUUAAAUAGAGUAUUACUGAAGUAAUCCGAUAUAGGUUUGAUAUUAGACAGGAGCAAUUUUUCACGGGACUAGUAAAUUACGAAGGAUCAGUAGCUCUGUAAAAAUAUGUCUGUG
Messenger RNA from Suhomyces tanzawaensis NRRL Y-17324, 5880 nucleotides. RefSeq names its product Ecm29p (gene ECM29). Gene Ontology annotation, molecular function: molecular adaptor activity. Gene Ontology annotation, cellular component: cytoplasm; nucleus. The record is from RefSeq and is a predicted model, not a curated record. NCBI's taxonomy places the organism in Eukaryota, Fungi, Ascomycota, Pichiomycetes, Serinales, Debaryomycetaceae. Gene Ontology annotation, biological process: proteasome assembly. The coding region runs from base 232 to 5790 and encodes 1852 amino acids. The transcript has a single exon.